GGAGUUUGAACUCAGGCCCUUAUACUUGCUCUGCAGGUACUCUACCUGCUCUACCAAUUGAGCUAUUUUGCCAGCCCUUUUUUGUGUUCAGUAUUUUUGAGAUAGGGUCUUUUGAACUGUUUGCCUAGGCUGGCCUUGAACUGCCUAAUCUCUGUCUCCUGAGUAGCUAGGUUUACAGGUGUGAACCACCGGUGCAUGGCCAGCAGUAGUUUUGUGAUAGGAUCUCAGUGGUCUUGAACUCACACAAUCCUUCAGCCUCAGCCUCCCCAGUGCCAAGAUUACAGAUAUGAACCACCACACCUGGCUCAGCACAAUUUCAGAGAUCAUUUCUAACUGUGAAGUAGAAGUGCUAAAUGGAAGGGUGCUUGUAGGCAUUUAUUGGAGGUAUAAAGGGGAUAUUUAUUUAGGAACUUGUUCCUUUCUUGGCUUUAGCAUUGAUCUAGAAGGCAGUAGAGGUCCUGUGGAGGAUUUUAGUUUCCCACCUUGUAUUUAUUUUGUCAAUACAAGGGUCAAGUAAAGCCUUGCUGCCACUGAGAGGGACUGCAGGUGAUCUGUGCUUCCAUUCGCCUCCUUUGUGUAGGCAAAUGCAGGGAAUUAGGUAUGUGUGUUAGGAUUGCCAUGGCACCUACUCUUCCAGGUUUCUCAGUGUAAAACAGAUUUCCACACAGCAUUUGCGGUGUGUCUAAUAAAAGGUAUGUGAUACCUCAGUGAUUAACUUUCCUUCUGGAAAACUUUUCCUUCUGCAGCAGGUUUGGGGGACUACUUUAACUUUUUAGAGACUGCACCUUUGUCCCCUGUUCCUUGAUAAUCAUUUUGAGAGAAACCAUAAGCGUUUUAGAAAUCUGUUGAUAUUUAAAAUAUAAUUAUAAAUGUGCAUAUUAUUUCAACACACCUAAAAACCAUUAAAUGUCAUUAACAUAACACAGCAGGUAAAUAGUGAGAAAUCCCUUGAAGAAUUACAAGUAUACUUUUAGUUUGCAAGGCAGUGCCUGCCAGUACCCUAAAUGAAUAAUAAAAUCAGUUUGAGCACAAAUAUUCAGUGAAAAAUAUGCCUUAGUUUGUGAUGUUUUUUGAAGUAUGUGGGCCUAGCAGUUACUUUAUUCAUGGGUAGGACUGGCAUUGUAUUGAAACUGUUAACUCUACAUGCUAAGAAUGAGCUUCAAAAAAAAGUAUUGUGAUAAUAUUCUUAUGUACUUGACCUUGUUUGUGCUUGAAGUUUUCCUUUGACCAAUUGCAGGUGUAUUAAUCCUGUCAGAAAAAUCAUGUAGACUCAUCCUCAGAAUUUUAGAAUCUUGAUUAAAUUAAGAAACAGCACUCUGUGCCCCUAAAAGUGUAUGGGUAAUGAAGUUAAACAGUACACAGCUAAUGAAACAGCUUUAAAGAUAACAGUAAUAACUAUAAUGAUUGGCUAACAGUUGUUGAGCAUUUCUGGUUGGGUAGGUAGUAUGCUGAGUGGGAUUUUUUGUUUGUUUGCUUUGUUUUGUUUUGGUACUUGGGACUGAACCUAGGACCUUAUCCAUGCUAAGCAGUCUCUGCCAUUGAGUGACACCCCAGCCUCUGCUGAGUAUUUCUGUGUAUCUUUUAAUUACUCAUCAAACAACUCCAGGUAUUAAUGGAAUUAUUAUCCCCAUUUUACAAAUGAGGAGACUGAGGGAGGAGAGGCUAAAUUGCCAUACAAUUCUAGUAGGUGGUAGAGGAGGAAUUUGUAUCCACAUUGGCCAGACUCCAGAAUCUGCAUGCAUAACCUUCAUGCUAAUGUUGCUGCCCAGACCAGCUCUGAAACUUGCAUCGAUAAACAAAAGUGCUCUUAAAAGUACCAUCAACACCUUGUAAUCACAUAGCAUAUUCUCUUGCUAUAACCUAUCAGCCCAGGUUAUUUCUGUCCAUCUGCCUCUGUUUGGGCUUGCUGUAUUUGUGGGGUGUCUUGGAAUCUAAAAUGACCAAAGCCUGUGCCUUUUACCCUUACGACCCUUCCUCUGUCAUGAAGAUGAGACAGUUAUUCUUGUGGAGGUCUUUUUUUUUGGUGGCUGACAACUUGAAAGUCUUAGAUCAGAAAUAUCAGGGUGUGAAUCAUAAAAAUGGAGAUAAUGAUAUCCAGAGAGAAGAUUAAGUGGGGUACUCUGUCAGAAGCCUUUGGGACAGCAUAUGACAUAUUUAUUGACCAAGUACUAUUUUUAUUAGCUGAUUUACAAUCAUUGAACCUGUCAAACCGAUGUAUCUUGAUUUUGUUUUUAAUUAAAAAGUUUCUCAAACCAUAAUUGUAAUUAUAAGUAGACAAGAAUGAGUGACUUGCAGUGGUGUUUGGCUGUACCAUUUUCACUUUUAUUCAGGAGUAGAGAUUGGAAAAUUAAUAUUUACAUGUACCUUUGUCCAGCAGAAUGAUCAGCUAUUAUUUACUUGAUCCUGUUGAUUACACAGAGAUGAUUCAGAUGUCCUUGGUUCUAAAAAUGACAACUUUGAGGGAGCAGUUGUUCUUCUCUAGUUGUAAAGCUAUUCUCUGCUCUUGAGUUACACCCAUCUUUUUAGACAACAGGUCAUUCCUUCUUUCCCCUAAAUCUGCAAUUCUUUAAAUAAUGGAUGAUGUUAUCCUGGAUGAUCAGUAAGUUUUGAAAUAAUAGAAUUUUCUGAUUCUGGCAGAAACCACUUUGUUCCCAACACCUGUAGGAACUUCAGGUCCUCAAGUCUCAGGAUACUUGACUCAGUUCUCAUUUCCCAGCUUCUAUUUACUGUUCAAGGAAGAGAUGGUGGGAUCUAAACCCAGAGUAAAUUUGGGGUUGGAGUCUUGGAUCUCAAUGGAAGGUAGAACAUGAGAAGGUUCCCAUCUUCGGCAAAGGAAGAUGCUAGGUAGCUUCCCAAGAAUUCCACUGAUGCUCAGCGGAAUGGAACAGAAACAGAAGAGAUAGCAUGUAGAGAAUUUUCAUUUUAUUUUGUUUUCACUUAAAAAUGACUAAAGGAAUCAUAAAAUAAGUGGGAUGAAAUGUAAACAAUUGAAUAUGAUGAGACCAGCACCCUCAUAGUUGCCUGAAGUUCAAAAAGACUGUAUGGCAUUCCAGUUGUGCUAGUCACCUAUCUUGAGGAACAAUCUGGAAGCCCAUCAGCUGUUACAAGCAUUCUUUAUCUAUCUUCUAUGGCAAAAAGAGGAGGAUUAGAAAAGGAACAACAGUGAAAAAUUGUCUCCUAAAUUAAUUAUCAAUGAAUGGGUUAAUGGUAACAUAAAACUUGAAAACAAGAAUCUGGAAUAUAAGACCUACAUCCAGACUUCACCUGACACUGCAGGGUCCAAGAGAAUUAAAGAAAUAUGGAAUGACAUGAAGAAGAUUAGUUAAGGAUUAUAGGCUUUUGAGGACAAACCCCUCAGUGACGUGAAGCACAGACAAGCUCCCAAGCUGUAGUUUGGAGGAGCCGUGUGUUGGAAGAUGGCAGAUCCAGGAAUGAUGAGUCUUUUUGGCGAGGAUGGGAAUAUCUUUAGUGAAGGCCUCGAAGGCCUUGGAGAAUGUGGUUACCCUGAAAAUCCAGUAAAUCCCAUGGGUCAGCAAAUGCCGAUAGACCAAGGCUUUGCCUCUUUACAGCCUUCCCUUCAUCAUCCCUCCACUAAUCAAAGUCAAACCAAGUUGACCCAUUUUGAUCACUAUAAUCAGUAUGAACAAAAGGUGCAUCUGAUGGAUCAGCCCAGCAGAAUGAUGAGCAGCGCCCCUGGGAACGGACUGGCAUCUCCGCACUCACAGUAUCAUACCCCACCUGUCCCCCAGGUGCCACAUGCUGGCAGUGGCGGUGGUCCAUUGGGAGUUUACCCUGGCAUGCAGAACGAAAGGCAUGGGCAAUCUUUUGUGGACAGUGGCUCCAUGUGGGGUCCCCGGGCUGUUCAGGUACCAGACCAGAUACGAGCCCCCUACCAGCAGCAGCAGCCCCAGCCCCAGCCACCACAGCCGGCUCCAUCAGGGCCACCAGCACAGGGCCACCCUCAGCACAUGCAGCAGAUGGGCAGCUAUAUGGCACGUGGGGAUUUUUCCAUGCAGCAGCAUGGUCAGCCACAGCAGAGGAUGAGCCAGUUUUCCCAAGGUCAAGAGGGCCUUAAUCAGGGAAACCCUUUCAUUGCCACCUCAGGACCCGGCCACUUGUCCCACGUGCCCCAACAGAGUCCCAGCAUGGCGCCUUCCUUGCGUCAUUCGGUGCAGCAAUUCCAUCACCACCCCCCUACUGCUCUCCAUGGAGAAUCCGUUGCCCACAGUCCCAGAUUCUCCCCAAAUCCUCCUCAACAAGGGGCUGUUAGGCCACAAACCCUUAACUUUAGUUCUCGGAGCCAGACAGUCCCCUCUCCUACUAUAAACAACUCAGGGCAGUAUUCUCGAUAUCCUUACAGUAACCUAAAUCAGGGAUUAGUUAACAAUACAGGGAUGAAUCAAAAUUUAGGCCUUACGAAUAAUACCCCAAUGAAUCAGUCCGUACCAAGAUACCCCAAUGCUGUAGGAUUCCCAUCAAACAGUGGUCAAGGACUAAUGCACCAGCAGCCCAUCCACCCCAGUGGCUCACUUAACCAAAUGAACACGCAAACUAUGCAUCCUUCGCAGCCUCAGGGAACUUACGCCUCUCCACCUCCCAUGUCACCCAUGAAAGCAAUGAGUAAUCCGGCAGGCACUCCUCCUCCACAAGUCCGGCCUGGAAGUGCUGGGAUACCAAUGGAAGUUGGCAGUUACCCAAAUGUGCCCCACCCUCAGCCAUCUCACCAGCCCCCUGGUGCCAUGGGACUUGGACAGAGGAAUAUGGGCCCCAGAAACAUGCAGCAGUCUCGUCCGUUUAUGGGCAUGUCCUCGGCACCAAGGGAGUUGACUGGGCACAUGAGACCAAAUGGUUGUCCUGGUGUUGGCCUUGCAGAUCCACAAGCAAUCCAGGAACGACUGAUACCUGGCCAGCAGCAUCCUGGUCAGCAGCCGUCUUUUCAGCAGUUGCCAACCUGUCCUCCACUGCAGCCCCACCCGGGCUUGCACCACCAGUCUUCACCUCCACACCCUCAUCACCAGCCUUGGGCACAGCUCCACCCAUCACCCCAGAACACCCCACAGAAAGUGCCUGUGCGUCAGCAUUCUCCAUCGGAGCCCUUUCUAGAGAAACCGGUGCCAGAUAUGACUCAGGUUAGUGGACCGAAUGCUCAGCUAGUGAAGACUAGUGAAGAUUACCUGCCAUCGGUAGAACAGCAGCCACAGCAAAAGAAGAAGAAAAAGAAAAACAACCACAUUCUUACAGAGGAUCCUAGCAAGAGUUUUGGUAAAGAUGACUUCCCUGGUGGGGUUGAUAACCAAGAACUAAGUAGGAACUUACUGGAUGGGUCCCAAGAAGAAAAAAAGAAAAAGAAAAGGCCGAAGGCAAAAAAAGAUCCGAAGGAACCGAAAGAACCCAAGGAGAAAAAAGAGCCCAAGGAACCCAAGACCCCCAAAACCCCUAAGAUUCCCAAAGAGCCAAAGGAAAAGAAAGCAAAAACUGCCACGCCAAAACCCAAAUCCAGCAAAAAGUCAAGUAAUAAGAAACCUGAUUCAGAAGCAAGUGCUUUGAAGAAAAAGGUCAACAAGGGAAAAACAGAAGGUUCUGAAAAUUCAGACUUGGACAAAACACCCCUACCAUCUCCUGCUCCUGAAGAAGAUGAAGACCUAGGCAUUCAGAAGAGGCGGUCCAGCAGGCAGGUGAAGAGAAAGCGAUAUACUGAAGACUUGGAGUUCAAGAUUUCUGAUGAGGAGGCAGAUGAUGCAGAUGCUGCUGGGAGAGACUCCCCUUCCAACACUUCACAGUCAGAGCAGCAGGAAUCAGUUGAUGCAGAAGGCCCAGUGGUAGAAAAGAUCAUGAGUAGUCGUUCAGUGAAAAAACAGAAGGAAUCUGGAGAGGAAAUAGAAGUUGAAGAAUUUUAUGUGAAAUACAAAAACUUCUCUUAUCUUCAUUGUCAAUGGGCAUCUGUAGAAGAUCUGGAAAAAGAUAAGAGAAUUCAGCAAAAGAUUAAACGAUUUAAGUCAAAACAGGGCCAGAACAAAUUCCUUUCAGAGAUUGAGGAUGAGCUUUUUAAUCCAGAUUAUGUGGAAGUUGACCGGAUAAUGGACUUUGCACGUAGCACAGAUGACCGGGGAGAGCCUGUGACUCACUAUCUGGUGAAGUGGUGCUCACUUCCUUAUGAAGACAGCACGUGGGAGUUGAGGCAGGACAUAGAUCAAGCAAAGAUCGAAGAGUUUGAGAAACUCAUGUCCAGGGAGCCAGAAACAGAGCGUGUGGAGCGACCUCCUGCUGAUGAUUGGAAGAAAUCGGAGAGUUCCAGGGAGUAUAAAAACAAUAACAAACUCAGGGAAUACCAGUUGGAGGGAGUAAACUGGCUACUUUUCAACUGGUACAACAUGCGAAACUGCAUUUUAGCAGAUGAAAUGGGUUUGGGAAAAACUAUCCAGUCCAUUACAUUUCUCUAUGAGAUAUAUUUGAAAGGAAUCCAUGGCCCUUUUUUAGUAAUUGCCCCAUUGUCCACAAUCCCCAACUGGGAAAGGGAAUUCCGAACUUGGACAGAGUUGAACGUGGUUGUGUACCAUGGGAGUCAAGCUAGUCGUCGGACCAUUCAGUUGUAUGAAAUGUACUUCAAAGAUCCCCAGGGUCGAGUGAUAAAGGGGUCCUAUAAGUUCCAUGCCAUCAUCACUACAUUUGAGAUGAUUUUGACUGAUUGUCCUGAGCUGCGGAAUAUUCCAUGGCGCUGUGUGGUCAUUGAUGAAGCCCACAGGCUGAAGAAUAGGAACUGCAAGCUAUUGGAAGGACUCAAGAUGAUGGAUUUGGAGCAUAAGGUGCUGCUGACUGGGACCCCACUGCAGAACACUGUGGAGGAGCUCUUUAGCCUGCUGCAUUUCUUGGAACCAAGUCGCUUCCCUUCAGAAACCACCUUUAUGCAAGAAUUUGGUGAUUUAAAAACAGAAGAGCAGGUGCAAAAACUUCAGGCUAUUCUAAAGCCAAUGAUGUUGAGACGGCUCAAAGAGGAUGUAGAAAAGAACUUGGCCCCCAAAGAAGAGACCAUUAUUGAAGUUGAGCUAACAAACAUUCAGAAGAAAUAUUACCGAGCCAUCCUUGAGAAGAAUUUUACAUUUCUUUCCAAAGGUGGUGGACAAGCUAACGUACCUAACCUUUUAAACACUAUGAUGGAAUUGCGAAAGUGCUGCAAUCAUCCGUACCUGAUCAAUGGUGCCGAAGAGAAAAUUUUGGAAGAGUUUAAAGAAACACACAAUGCAGAGUCUCCAGAUUUUCAGCUCCAGGCAAUGAUCCAGGCUGCUGGCAAGCUAGUUCUGAUUGACAAGCUGCUGCCAAAACUGAAGGCUGGUGGCCACAGGGUGCUUAUCUUUUCCCAGAUGGUGCGCUGCCUGGACAUACUGGAAGACUACCUCAUCCAGAGACGGUACCCAUAUGAAAGGAUCGAUGGCCGAGUAAGAGGCAACCUCCGCCAGGCAGCUAUUGACAGAUUCUCCAAACCUGAUUCUGACAGGUUUGUUUUCCUCCUGUGUACGAGGGCAGGAGGUUUAGGCAUUAAUCUCACUGCUGCUGAUACCUGCAUCAUCUUUGAUUCAGACUGGAAUCCCCAAAAUGACCUCCAGGCUCAGGCUAGAUGUCAUAGAAUAGGACAGAGUAAAUCUGUGAAAAUCUACAGGCUGAUUACAAGAAAUUCCUAUGAAAGGGAAAUGUUCGACAAGGCUAGUUUGAAGCUUGGUCUGGAUAAAGCUGUGCUGCAGUCUAUGAGUGGAAGAGAAAAUGCUACCAAUGGGGUACAACAGCUUUCCAAGAAAGAAAUAGAAGAUCUUCUACGAAAGGGGGCUUAUGGUGCACUCAUGGAUGAGGAAGAUGAAGGGUCUAAGUUUUGUGAAGAAGAUAUUGAUCAGAUUCUUCUACGGCGAACCCACACUAUUACCAUUGAGUCUGAAGGAAAGGGUUCCACAUUUGCUAAGGCCAGUUUUGUUGCAUCUGGAAAUAGGACAGAUAUUUCCUUGGAUGAUCCAAAUUUCUGGCAAAAGUGGGCUAAGAAGGCUGAAUUAGACAUUGAUGCCUUAAAUGGGAGGAACAACCUGGUUAUUGAUACUCCACGAGUGAGAAAGCAAACCAGGCUGUACAGUGCAGUGAAGGAGGAUGAGCUGAUGGAGUUUUCAGACUUGGAAAGUGAUUCUGAGGAAAAACCUUGUGUAAAGCCACGGCGUCCCCAGGAUAAGUCACAGGGCUAUGCCAGGAGCGAAUGUUUCCGAGUGGAGAAGAAUCUGCUCGUUUAUGGCUGGGGCCGGUGGACAGACAUCCUGUCCCAUGGACGCUACAAACGUCAACUCACCGAGCAAGAUGUGGAAACCAUCUGCAGAACCAUCCUUGUGUACUGUCUCAACCAUUACAGAGGGGAUGAGAACAUCAAAAGUUUCAUCUGGGAUCUGAUCACGCCCACAGCUGAUGGCCAGACACGAGCUUUAGUCAAUCAUUCUGGUCUGUCAGCCCCAGUGCCAAGGGGAAGGAAAGGGAAGAAGGUGAAAGCCCAGAGCACACAGCCUGUGGUGCAGGAUGCUGACUGGUUGGCCAGCUGCAACCCCGAUGCCCUGUUCCAGGAGGACAGCUAUAAGAAGCACCUGAAGCACCACUGCAACAAGGUCCUGCUGCGUGUCCGCAUGCUGUACUACCUAAGACAAGAAGUGAUAGGAGACCAGGCGGAUAAGAUCCUAGAGGGUGCUGACUCAAGUGAAGCAGAUGUGUGGAUCCCUGAACCUUUCCAUGCUGAAGUUCCUACAGAUUGGUGGGAUAAGGAAGCAGAUAAAUCCCUCUUAAUUGGAGUGUUCAAACAUGGCUAUGAGAAGUAUAACUCCAUGAGAGCUGACCCCACACUGUGCUUUCUGGAACGAGUUGGUAUGCCUGAUGCCAAGGCCAUAGCUGCUGAGCAGAGAGGGACAGACAUGCUAGCAGAUGGUGGUGACGGUGGAGAAUUUGAUAGAGAAGAUGAAGACCCUGAAUAUAAGCCAACUAGAACACCAUUCAAAGAUGAAAUAGAUGAAUUUGCAAAUUCUCCUCCGGAGGAUAAGGAAGAGUCCAUGGACUUGCAUGCCACAGGCAAGCACAGUGAGAGUAAUGCUGAGUUAGGCCAACUUUACUGGCCUAACACUUCAACCCUGACUACGCGUCUGCGCCGGCUCAUUACUGCCUAUCAGCGCAGCUAUAAAAGGCAACAAAUGAGGCAAGAGGCCUUAAUGAAGACUGACCGGCGUAGACGGCGGCCUCGGGAGGAAGUGAGAGCGCUAGAGGCGGAAAGGGAAGCUAUUAUAUCUGAGAAACGGCAAAAGUGGACAAGAAGAGAAGAAGCUGAUUUUUACCGUGUGGUGUCCACCUUUGGGGUUAUUUUUGACCCCGUGAAACAGCAGUUUGACUGGAACCAAUUCCGAGCCUUUGCCAGACUUGACAAAAAGUCUGAUGAGAGUUUGGAGAAAUACUUCAGCUGCUUUGUGGCCAUGUGCAGGCGGGUCUGUCGAAUGCCAGCCAAGCCAGACGAUGAGCCUCCUGACCUCGCCUCCCUGAUUGAGCCCAUCACAGAGGAACGGGCCUCUAGAACUUUGUACCGCAUUGAGCUGCUACGAAAGAUCCGUGAGCAGGUCCUGCACCACCCGCAGCUGGGAGAGAGGCUGAAGCUCUGCCAGCCCAGCCUGGAUCUUCCCGAGUGGUGGGAGUGUGGAAGGCAUGACCGGGACCUACUGGUUGGUGCUGCUAAGCAUGGGGUCAGUCGGACAGACUACCACAUCCUCAACGACCCCGAGCUGUCCUUCUUAGAUGCACAUAAAAACUUUGCUCAAAACCGAGGGGCAAGUAACGUCUCUUCCUUGAACCCACUGGCUGUGGGCUUUGGCCAGACUCCUCCAGUUGUCUCAUCAAGUCACAGUCACGAAGAGAAGGUACUGGAACAAGUUGAAGGCAAAAUAGAAGAGUCUGAAAACUCGACAGCCAAAGAGAGGUCUCAGGGGAAAAAUGAGGAAGAAGAAGCUGAUGGUGGGGGCAAGGACAGCAAGCAGGAAUGUGAGGUGGAGGACAGCUCUGUGAAGAGUGAGCUGAAAGGGGCUGAGGGCAGUGCAGAACCUGGGUCCAAGCCUGUCUCGGAGAAAGGCUCUGAAGAGGACGAAGAAGAAAAGCUGGAGGAUGAUGAUAAGUCGGAGGAGUCAUCCCAGCCUGAAGCAGGAGCUGUCUCUAGAGGGAAGAAUUUUGAUGAAGAAAGCAAUGCCUCUAUGAGUACUGCUAGGGAUGAAACGCGAGAUGGAUUCUACAUGGAGGAUGGAGAUCCUUCAGUAGCUCAGCUCCUUCAUGAAAGAACAUUUGCCUUCUCAUUUUGGCCUAAGGAUAGAGUAAUGAUAAACCGAUUAGACAACAUCUGUGAAGCAGUGUUGAAAGGCAAAUCAGUAAAUAGGCGCCAGGUGUUUGAUUUCCAGGGCCUCAUCCCUGGUUACACACCCACCACUGUGGACAGUCCCCUGCAGAAGAGGAGCUUUGCGGAGCUCUCUCUGGUCGGCCAGGCCAGCAUUAGUGGGAGUGAAGACAUCACUACUUCUCCUCAGCUGUCAAAGGAAGAUGCCCUCAACCUCUCUGUCCCUCGUCAGCGACGGAGGAGAAGGAGAAAAAUCGAAAUCGAGGCCGAAAGAGCUGCCAAGAGGCGAAAUCUCAUGGAGAUGGUUGCUCAGUUGCGAGAGUCUCAGGUGGUCUCAGAAAAUGGACAAGAAAAAGUUGUAGAUUUAUCAAAGGCCUCACGAGAGGCAACAAGUUCUACCUCAAAUUUUUCAUCUCUUACUUCAAAGUUUAUCUUGCCUAAUGUCUCGACACCAGUGUCUGAUGCCUUUAAGACUCAAAUGGAACUGCUCCAAGCAGGCCUUUCACGCACACCCACAAGGCAUCUGCUUAAUGGCUCCCUAGUGGAUGGAGAGCCUCCACUGAAGAGGAGACGGGGCAGGAGGAAAAACGUGGAGGGCCUUGAUCUGCUUUUCAUGAGCCACAAACGGACGUCAUUAAGUGCGGAAGAUGCUGAGGUGACCAAAGCUUUUGAAGAAGACAUAGAAACCCCACCAAUAAGAAACAUUCCUUCUCCCGGACAGCUGGACCCAGACACGCGGAUCCCUGUUAUAAAUCUUGAAGAUGGGACGAGGCUGGUGGGGGAAGAUGCUCCUAAAAACAAGGAUUUAGUUGAGUGGCUGAAGUUGCAUCCUACUUACACUGUUGACAUGCCAAGUUAUGUACCA
Castor canadensis (American beaver) is the source of this 11243-nucleotide messenger RNA. Lineage: Eukaryota; Metazoa; Chordata; Mammalia; Rodentia; Castoridae. The record is from RefSeq and is a predicted model, not a curated record.